AUGCGUACUCUCGGCACUUUUGAGGUUUGUGCGCUCAGAGGUCACGAGCCAUCUCGCAACGGGAACUUGCUUGCACGCUCGGUAUAUCGCGAUUCUGGGUCCGAUGAAUGCCUACGGUUGACAGUCGAGUUACUCGGAAAUUGUUUAAACACGCAUGGAUCCUGCUGUGCCAACUAUCCUGUUUUAUCGCAACUACCAACAAGAGUUAUCGACACGGCCGGAGCGAACCCGAGGCUCAUCGACAGUGGCGGAAGAAAGGACAAGUUUGCUGCGCUUUCGUAUUGCUGGGGCGGCGACGGGAAUUUUAAACUUACCAGAGCAACAGAACAGUCAUUUCGUGACGGCCGACCGCUCAGUGAAUUUCCAGCUACUUUACGCGAUGCAAUUACAAUCUCCAAGGCUCUGGAUAUUCGAUUCAUUUGGAUUGAUGCCUUGUGCAUUAUUCAAGACUGCGAUCAAGACUGGGCACAUGAGGCCAGUAGAAUGCGUGAGGUCUACAGGGGAGCGGUGGUCACGAUAGCAGCAGCAUGUGCUUCCAAAGCUUCCGAAGGCAUCUUUCGAGAACGAGAACAGUCGGACCAACCCAGGUGCUGGCUUGACUGGAUAGAUGGGGCCCCAUCCACGUCAAAGGUUUUCCUACGGCCGGGGUCUGAGCUGUGGGACGAAAGAAUGCACCAAAGCGUCCUAAACACAAGAGGCUGGGUCCUACAAGAGACACUCUUAGCACCUCGAACGCUGUGGUUCGGCCACCAACAACUGUGUUUUGAGUGCCCAAGGGGUAGCAUUGAUGAAGGCGGCCGCUUCCUGAGGGUCACAGAGAUGUAUCGUAGCAAGGAGUACAUGCAAACACUGCGUAUGCGAAUUCUCCCCACGUGGAAGAGACGACUUCUUCCCCUUCUUCGACAUCUCAACCUUCCUACGACAUCGAUGUUCCUCUGGCCGUCUCUGACGGACAUUAUAAAAGCAAGAGAUUGGGAGACCAUUCGCCAUAGAGCUAUCCCUGCGAGGCCGCUCACUCUCCAGGGUGUGUUCCGACACCCAGGUGAUCCUGCUAUGCUAUCACAUUUCGACUAUUGGGUUCACAUCAUCGGGAACUACUCCAGUCGCAAUCUUACAAAGCCCACCGAUGUUCUUCCUGCGUUGUCGGGCAUUGCGAGCGAGUUUCAUCGGGCUACAGGCGACACCUACGUCGCGGGACUCUGGAAAAUGGACAUAAUACGAGGUCUCGGCUGGACAAGAGGCGGACUCAGAAGAAAGGCGGCGGGUGGGUGGACUGAACCAGAACCAACGCUACCCGAACAUUACCUUGGUCCAUCAUGGAGCUGGAUGAGCAUUCUCGGUAAAAGGGUCGAUUUCAUGAUCACGGACCAUUUUGAUCAUGUUGACCCAUUAGCAAAGGUUAUCAACAUUGAAAUCCAACCUGCUACAAAUGACCCUUUUGGCGCUUUAAAGGCAGCUAGCAUCACUCUCCAGGCUCCAGUACUAACCUUAGAGUCCGAAAAUAUCACUACUGCUCCUCCAACAUCACGAUAUCCGAAGCUAAUGGCAAGACUAUACAGUAUUUUCAAAUACCAAGGCCCUAGCGAAUUUGGGCAAAAGCACCAAGGUUACCCUGGGCAAAGGUUUAUCCUUCUGUAUCUGCUCAAGACUCGAGAUGCGCUGCGCGAUAGAGUGAACAAAGUUGGAGACGAAUAG
This is a messenger RNA of Clonostachys byssicola, 1695 nucleotides long. Lineage: Eukaryota; Fungi; Ascomycota; Sordariomycetes; Hypocreales; Bionectriaceae. The record is from the annotation of a GenBank genome assembly.